Mustela lutreola (European mink) is the source of this 4390-nucleotide messenger RNA. RefSeq names its product ribonucleoprotein, PTB binding 2 (gene RAVER2). The transcript is spliced from 12 exons. Gene Ontology annotation, cellular component: ribonucleoprotein complex. The record is from RefSeq and is a predicted model, not a curated record. The coding region runs from base 447 to 2510 and encodes 687 amino acids. Gene Ontology annotation, molecular function: RNA binding. Lineage: Eukaryota; Metazoa; Chordata; Mammalia; Carnivora; Mustelidae.
GAGGCCGCGCGGGGACAGGAGCCUGGGGUUCGAGUCCCCCCGGGGAAGCUGCCGCCAAGGGGCCGCAUCCCCGGAGCCCAGGCCUGGGCGCUCGUCUAGGCCCUGGGGGCAGGGGAGUCGGCGGUCCGCGGCCGCACAGGUGUCCGGGUGGCGGCGCCCGAGCCCCCACCGGCGGGGCGGGCGGGAGGGAUGGGCGCCGCCCGUGCGCGGGGGCCGGGGCCCGAGGGGGAGGUUCCCGCGAGGUGGUUCUCGGGCUCCUCCUCGGCGCUCAGGUUUCCUCUCCCGCCCGCCGGCUGCUGGCUGCGGCGCCGCCUCCCUCCCCGCCACGGCCGGGCCCACUCUGCGGCCUCUGCCCGCCUCGCCCCCGCCCGGGCCUCCUCCAGCUUUCUCUCUCCGCUUCCCCUCGAACCUCCGGAGGAGUCCGCAGCCGCGGGGCGCGUGGGAAGAUGGCGGCAGCGGGAGGCGGUAGCGGCGAGGGGGGCGCGGGCCUGGGCGGCGCGGCGGGGCCAGGGUCGCGGGCGCGCGGGCCGAGCCCCUCCGCCGGCGCGAGCGAGGACGCCCGGGGCCCCGCGCCCAGCGCGCUGCACCCCGAGGAGGUCGCCGCGCGGCUGCAGCGGAUGCACCGGGAGCUGAGCAACCGCAGAAAAAUCCUGGUGAAAAACCUGCCCCAGGACAGCAACUGCCAGGAAGUUCAUGAUUUAUUACAAGACUAUGAGUUAAAGUAUUGUUAUGUGGACAGAAAUAAGCGAACAGCUUUUGUUACCUUACUGAAUGGGGAGCAAGCCCAGAAUGCAAUUCGGAUGUUUCAUCGAUAUUCUUUUCGAGGAAAGGACUUAAUUGUUCAGCUCCAGCCAACAGAUGCUUUGCUGUGUAUUACCAACUUGCCCACUUCUUUUACAUUAGAAGAAUUUGAAGAACUUGUUCGUGCUUAUGGAAAUAUCGAGAGAUGUUUUCUAGUAUACAGUGAAGUUACUGGCCAUUCCAAAGGCUAUGGAUUUGUGGAAUACAUGAAAAAGGACUUCGCUGCAAAGGCUAGAUUGGAGUUAUUGGGUAAACAGUUGGGAACUUCAGCUCUGUUUGCACAAUGGAUGGAUGUUAAUCUAUUGGCCCCAGAACUCAUUCAUUCUAAGUGCCUUUGUAUAGAUAAACUCCCUAGUGACUACAGGGAUUCAGAAGAGCUGUUGCAAUUUUUUUCCAAUAUACAUAAACCCAUGUUUUGCCAGCUUGCACAGGAUGAAGGUAGUUAUGUUGGUGGCUUUGCAGUGGUUGAAUAUAACACUGCGGAGCACGCCGAAGAGGUUCAACAAGUAGCGGAUGGCAUGACCAUCAAGGGAAGCAAAGUCCAAGUUUCCUUCUGUGCUCCAGGAGCGCCAGGGAGAAGUACGUUAGCAGCAUUGAUAGCAGCUCAACGUGUGAUGCACAGUAAUCAAAAAGGCUUACUUCCAGAGCCAAAUCCUGUACAAAUUAUGAAAAGUUUAAACAAUCCUGCCAUGUUACAAGUUCUUCUACAGCCCCAGCUCUGUGGGCGAGCUGUUAAACCAGCAGUUCUCGGAACACCUCACAGCUUGCCCCAUCUGAUGAACCCAUCCAUCUCCUCCGCGCUUUUGCAUUUGAAUAAAGCACAUCAGAGCACAGUUCUGGGUAAUACUUCCAGUUUACUCCUUCAGAAUCUUUCUCAUGUACCCCUGGCACAGCAACAGUUACUGAAGUUUGAGAAUAUUCCUACUAAUAACAAACCCGGCUUACUUGGAGAUCCCCCAGCCGUGGUGCUUCAAACCGCAGUAGGGAUAGGGUCAGCACUUCCUUUGAAAACAGAGUUGGGUCAUCAUGGAGAAGCACAUAAAACAUCUAAUCUGAUUCCAACUCCAACAACAAUAACAGCUGGCAUGGGCAUAUUACCAUUCUUUCCAAAUCAGCACAUUGCUGGACAAGCUGGGCCAGGCCAUGGGAAUACUCAGGAGAAACAGCCAGCCUCAGCGGGGAAGGCAGAAGGAAAUUUCUCAGGGUCACAGGCUUAUCUUCAGAGCUUUCCAAACCUUACUGCUGGAGGCUUGCUGACGGGACACCAUAAGCCACAGCAAAGUCAGCCAAGAGGCACGGAGAUAAGUUCAGGGGUGGCCUCUAAGAAUCAGACUUCACUAUUGGGAGAACCACCAAAAGAAAUACGGCUCAGUAAAAAUCCAUACCUGAACUUGGCAAGUGUGUUGCCCAGUGUGUGCUUAUCAUCCCCUGCAAGUAAAACCACUCUGCAGAAGACUGGAAUUGCAAGCAAUAUUCUGGAUGCAAUCUCUCAGGGAAAUGAAUCACAACACACAUUGGAGAAGUGCAUUUCUUAUUCCCAGCCCUUUGGUGAUUAUGCACAGGUAUCCUCUUUGAGAAAUGAAAAGCGAGGCUCAUCAUAUCUCAUCUCUGCCCCAGAAGGUGGUUCUGUGGAAUUUGUUGACCAGCAUUCUCAGGGCACAGGAGCAUAUUACAUGGAAACCUACUUAAAAAAGAAGCGUGUAUACUGAGUUAAGUUCUCUUCUUAUAACCUCAUAAGGUUUUUGCAGUAUCUCUGCUGUUCAUCGCUGCCUUAACUACAUUCAGACUAGCCAUAUCCUUUAAAUACGGGUUUCUAAUUUCCCAGAAGGAACUGUAUCGUGCAGCAAGCAGAAUUGCCAAAUAAAAAAUAAGUAGCAAUAAGAUAAGACAAUGGAGGACAUUUUCCAUUACAAUUAGAUGUAUCUUAAUUGGUAUUAACUUACAGUCCAUUGGAGAAAGUAACAAUGUUCCAAUAUUCCUUGUUUAGGACUGGGAAUAAUUUUGACACCAUAUAUAAAAGUAUGAAGCAAUAAAUGGGAAACAGUCUUGUUUCCUGAGCCUUAGAAGAAUGAAUUUCUUAUAUGCCAAUGUGCAUUUCAAUAUACUUUCCCUAGAAGUAAUCUCAUUUAUAGAUUUUUAGACCUUUUCCUAGAACUACAAGAGUGUAAGUACAAAAUGCAGUGCUGGUAAUGUCAUAAAGAUGCUCUACAUGCAAACUAAUUACCCCUACAUCAGUCCUGCAGUAUAAAAGCCAGAGUGAUGUCCAAGUUCUACACAACUGCAGAUGCUUUACUUUUAAUGUUCUCUACCUACCAUUUAUACCUUUUGUGAAAAACGAGCUAUUUUUGAAAAAAGAAAAAAGUAGCUUUGGUGAAAUAAUUUCAGGGGUUGGCAGACUACACCCUGGGGUUAAGUUCCGUCCUCCAUCUGUUUUUUAUACUGUCUGCAAGCUAAGACUGAGGUUUACAUUUUUAAAUGAAGUAGAAUAGACUUGAAUUAAGUUCUAUGAAAUUCACAUUUCAGUGUCCAUAUAUAAAAUUUUAUUGGAACACAAACAUGCUCAUUCAUUUACAUACUAUCUAGAGCUACUUGUGUGCUGACCCCUGGUCUAAUGGCACUAAUUCCCUAAUCCUUUAACUUCUGCAACAGACUUGUAAGUGGCAAGCAAUGUAGGUUUCUAUGUCUGAUUUCAUGGCAUAAACCAAUGAUGAUCUAAUUGCUAGAAAAAGGCCUAUUUUGAUCCUCAAAUGCCCUAUUUCCACAGUAUAGUUCAACAGUCAAUACUGCUCUUUCUGGAGGAGCACUAUAGAGUAACAAAUGUAACAGUUUUGAGCUAGUGAGUUAUACUUCAUUUUCUGCUUUGUCUCUUAUUCUUUUGUAGUGUUAGGCUGAAAAAUUAUCAGCUAUUUAAGUCAAUUUACUUUGGCAAGAAUUGUGUUUAUUGCAUAUAACUUUUGACAUCACCAUUUCCCGAAGACUUUGGUAUUAAACACGAGAAACCCUUUGCCACCUAGAAGUUUCCAGGUUUGUUCCUUGUGAUCCUAGUCUUUUUGAAAUCAGAUCAUUACAUAUCUUCUAAUCAGGUACCCUAUUCUAAUUAUCAAGUUUAAAAUUGAUACAUAUGACUUUUAAAGAAAUUGGUCUAAUUUGUUUCAUACAUUAACUUCUACUUGAAAGUGACAGCUAGAAAGUUAAUCACUAAGGAUUGGCAUCACUCAGUUGUGAUUCAGCAGAUGCAUAAUGGUUUCUCCAUGUUCUGCGCUUCUCCUUCCCAUUUCCUAUUGCAUUAAGCAUCUUCAGUGCUUAGUCACACCUCUGAAAAUACAACCAGCAGAUGGUGAAUUUUAAGUCAGAGCUGCAAAAUGAAAGCAGGAAGAGGGUGAAAGAACUAAGUACUUUGGAUGAUAGCCCAUGGGGAUCUGCCCUGUCACUGGAUAGAACAGAUAAGUAUAAAUCAAGUGGUGUUUGUAUUAAGGGCCACUACCAAACUCCCCACCCCCUUGCAAUGUCUAUACUGUUAUUUUUCUAUGUAAACAGUUUGAAUGCUUUGAAAGUGAAAUCUUAAUAUUAAAAGGCAUAUGCAUGUGAA